ACACCACCAAACCAAACAAAGAGAAAACCCCAAUCUCGGCCACUCCCUCCGCACGCGCGUAGCAAGGAUGGCCGCGCCCGCCGCCGCGCUCCGCCUUCUCCUGCGCCGCCGGGCGCCGGCGGCUCCGUCCCUGGCCCUGCUGCAACCUCUGUUUCCCGGGCCGUUCUCUACGCCGUGCUCCCCUCUCCUGUCCGCCGCCGCCUCUGCAGCACUGCUGGACGUGCGCCGCGCGCAGGUCGUCUCGCUGGCCCUGGCGCCGUACCUGCUCCGCCACUACUCGAGCAAGCCGAGCAAGGGGAGUGCGCCGUGGCGACCAACCAGCCGCAAGGGGAGCCCGCGCAAGAAACAGGUCAAACACUGCAGCAUUGUUACAUAUUUGGAAACACUGGUACGUAAAAUGCUGUUUCUGAAUGGACUACAAAAGGACGUGCUGAAAAGGGUUGAAAUGUUAAAUGAAACCAUGGAUGCGUGUUUGAAAGCUUCUCAUUUAUUAGUUGAUGAAGGGUGGGAUGACAGAGCUAUUGCUAUGUUUGAGAAUGCAUUGGACAACCAUUGGAAAACUUUUGCUGCCUAUGAAAAAGGGGUGGAUGAUUUUGCUAAAGCUGUUGGUAGUACUAAUGGAUUACCAGCGCAUAUUCUGGAACAAUAUCAGGCGUCUUGUAAGAAAAUGAAGGACUGUAAAAAGAUCUUGAGCAUUCUUUUUGGCAGGCAGAAGUUAGAGGAGUUGUCAGGAACUUUUGAGACCCGGAAGAUGCGGAAGAAGAUUAACAAGGCUGUUGGACUUGGGAUAUGUCUUGUUCUUACAGUGGUGAUCUGCGACAGUACGAUUUUAACCAUUUCAACAAUUACUACUCUCUAUACGGUCCAGUUAAUAGUUUGCAAGGGAUGCUGCUUCAGUUGUGCUCCUGUUGGACAGACAGAAAGCAUGGAAAUGUUUACUAUUGUAUUGGCUGCAGUCAUGCUUAUUAUGUCUCAUGUAUGGAUAUGUUGUUGGGACCAUACUCAAGUUUGAAUUGUUGUUUGCCACUAUGUUACUGUAUCACCUAUUUGUGCUGAAGAUUGUACUAGUCAAGCUUUGUACCAUGAGCGCUUCUUCCUUAA
Molecule: messenger RNA, 1101 nt
Organism: Panicum virgatum (switchgrass)
Lineage: Eukaryota; Viridiplantae; Streptophyta; Magnoliopsida; Poales; Poaceae
Exons: 7
Coding region: 68-1012 (314 amino acids)
Source: RefSeq, a predicted model, not a curated record